AAAUUAAUAAAAGCCGAUUAAGCCUCAUCAGUAAUAUUAACAUGUGCAGGGUGUAGUGAUGUCAUCUGGAGACGAUGUGAUCCAUAGUUUAACUGUGACGCGUCACUGUAGGAGCCACACAUGGUCGAACGACCAGCAGACAAGUUUACGUCCCGUCAGCGAGCGUUCUGCUCUUCAGACUGUUUGUAAGUGUGGUUGUCCGCCAACGGCUGGAACACGUUACAUUCACGCCAGGUAUUACUGGAGAUCUCAACUUACGUGAACGUAGUUUCUGUCACUCAGGCUCCAGCAGCCGAUAUGCUUUCAUGUGAUUUAAGAUAAGUUGGUUUUUAAAGGAAACGAUAAUAUUUUGUCAUGGGUGAGACUCAAACUGAGAACUUAUUAUUUAUGACGUACUACACGUUGCUCCAUGCUUUGAAUUGUGGGUGGACAUAAAGCUGACGUCACAUCUGCCAGUGAUUAAAAAAAAUAAUAAUAAUGAUAACAUAAGCUCAUCUAGUAUUUCUUGAACGGACAUCUCUGGGCUCAUGUUGGAUUUUAUGAACUUGACCUGACCUGAUCGUGACUUCUGCCUCACAACAAUCACUAAUCCUGUCAGCCAUGUUUACCUGAAGCUGACGUCUGCAGCCAGAAUUAAUAACUGUUCCAGCAGCCCAGCUGAUCAGCCGAGAUCUGAGGAGACUGUCAGCUUUAUGGUCCUCCUCUGAGAGAGCUAUGUGCAGCAGAGUACCGAUGCAGGUCAGUGAGGCCUGCCGCCCGGACGAUGACAUGGCGGAUGGAGACCUGGGUGAUGGAAUGGGCUUAAGAUCAGCACCCAGUUCCACUAGGAAGAAGAACCAAAGCCUUGCUGGUAGCACAGAGAUCCAGAUGCCAGGAGCAGAGAGGCGCAGGUGUGGGAGCCAAACAGGAGAGGCAGCAUGGAUCCCUGGUCUGAUGAUUGCAGAGACACAGCAGAGAGCCUUUAAGAAGCUGUCACACUUUGCAGACCCCCUGGUUGAGCUGUCCAAAGAAGAGCUGAAAGACAGACUGCGGGAAGCAACUGAGUUAAUUGAUGUCUUGGGUUGUGAGCUGGAGGUGGCACAUCGUUACUUUGAAGGCAAAUAUGAGGCUCUUAGGAUCUUACAAGGGAAGGCCAUUCUUGACAAAGCUACUGGUCACACAAAAAGUCUUUUGCAGAAAAGUGAGGAGAAGGCUAGAGCGCUGGAGAAGGAGGUGAACAGCUUGCAGUGGGAACUCAGCUUUAACCAGAUUCAGAUGAAGAGGUCUCAGCAGUCAUGGGAGCAGAAAUACAACAGAAUUUUGAAUGAGAACAAGACCCUGACUGAUAACCUGGAACGAAACGAGAGUCAGAUCCAGCAACUUCGAGCAGAGAAUUCUGCUUUAAGUCGGCAGUGCAUGGAGCUUCUCUCCAUGUUGGAUGUCAAGGAGCAGAGAGCUUAUCAAGGAACCAAACCUCAAUUCAGCCCGGAGAGGGAUGCAAGUGUACUGGAGCUGGCAGUGUUGGGGGCCUGUCGGUGUCUUGGUGUUGCUGAAGCUUGUCCAUGCAGUCGGACUGCUGCUGCCAGCAGAAAGCAGCUCAUCCAGCUACAACAGGAGCUGGAUGCUCAGUGUUCAAGGAGGGAGGAGGCGUUGAUGGUAGCGGAUGCUUUUCGCAUUGCCUUUGAACAGCAGCUGAGGAAAAGAAGCGAGCACUUCCUUCUGCUGGCUGAGGCCAACACCGUGAAAUUCCAUCAUUACAAGGGUGAAGAUGUCAGCAGGAGCGUCAGUUUAAGCCAAAAGCUGAGAGGACUGCUGCCUUCCAGUUUAGAGGUGAAAAUGCCUGAUGAUCUUUUAGAGACUCUCUACAGACUGUUGGACUUGCUGAAUGACAAAGAGGAGGCCCUGGCGCACCAGAGGAAGGUGAGCAUCAUGUUAGCACACAGCGCUGAGAAGCUGCAGAGAAAGUUGCAUCUGGAUUCACAUUGCCAGCCAUCAGACCCAUCACAGUCCAGGACCCCAUCAAAGCAACCACAACCACAUCCACCAUCAGAGAACCAGAGACAGUCUCAGAGACAGUCUGAUACAUCAGAAAUUCCAGAGCUACCAGAUUCCCAACUUCAGCCAGGAAAACCACACUGUCCAGGAAACAACUUGAUUAAUAGUGAGCCACAGGAGCCAGAGCCAUCACAGACUAACAUCAAGUCAAUGUCUAACCAGGGCCAUAAGUCUGCCUGAUGUUCACAGCUGAUCCAGCAUCUACCGGAAACGAAACAGCCAACUGGGUCUUCAGAGAGAAAGGGUAGUAGUGCUGAGGUAGGACAAUAAAGUGGCAACCACUUACCAACUGGACAUCCAGCCCCACAAAUAUUUUUGUUACAUGUCACAAACAGCCUUUACUGUGAGGUUCAAAUCUGCAAAAUACUCUGCCCGGCCAAAAAAAGGCACCACCUGGAUUUACCUAAGCAAACAGGUAAGCUCCUUCUAUUGGACAACUACUGCAGUGAUUAGUAUGUUUCAGCUGGCAACAAGUUAUUGAACCCUAACUGAUGCAGUAAGGAGCUUCUCAUUCCUUAGACCACCAAAAGAUGUUUGAGAGGGGUCAAAUUAUUGGCCUGCAUCAAGCAUAGAAAACAACCAAGAACAUUGCUGAGACUGCUAAAAUUGGGUUAAUAACUGUCCAGCACAUAGUUAAACCCUGGAAGGACAGUGGUGAACCGUCAUCUUUGAGGAAGAAAUGUGGUGGGAAAAAAUAUUGAAUGAUGGUGAUCGGAGAUCACUUAAACGUUUGUUGAAUCAAAAGGAAAAAAAUCAACAGCAGAACUCACGGCUGUGUAUAAAAGGGAAAGUAAGAGCAUUCCCAUUGUGAAGAGAACUGAAGGGAUUGGGCCUAAACUGCUGUGAAGCCUUAAGGAACCACUUAUCAGUGAGGUUAAUCAGAAAAAAGGCUUCAAUUUCCUAAGGAGCCCAAAGAUUGGAAGCAAUGGAAAAAGGUCCCGUUGUCUGAUGAGUCCAGAUUUACCCUGUUCCAGAGUGAUGGGUGCAUCAGGGUAAGAAGACAUGAAGAUAUGACAUGAAGAUAUGAUCCAAUGUUUCUUUUUCUUUUGUUCUAUCUUUGAAAAUCAAAACCUGAAACCAGUAUAUUAAUCUUAAUAAUCUUAAUCUAUUAAUUCCUACAUAAUGAAAUUCAUUGUUGCUGUGUGAUUAAACAGGAAAACCCAACUAAAUUGUUCUCAUUUUCCAUGAUUAAUCUACAAGACAAUCUGUCUGAUAGUUAGGGGGCCAAGCCUGAGGGGCCGAGGGAACGCGUAUUUCCUAGGACCAGCAGUGCUAGGAACCCUAUUGUAAUUUUAAGGAUUUUUAUUUUUAUUUUUCUCCGGCUAAAAGUGGUGCUACAGGCUAAACCGAGCAAGGAAGGGUGCAAUUUGGAGGGUUGGUCCAGACUUUUGCAAAUAUCUCAGACACAAAAAACUACAUAUAUCCACCUGCAGGGGGUGCUAUUGGCCCCCGUUCAUAACUGCUUGCAGUUCUAGUUUACUUUGAUUUUAAGUGGCAGCUGGCAACAUGAAAAUUGUGAACAUACGCAGUGGUCUGUCAUAAAACCCAGAGCAGGUUUAUGACUUGUUGUCACUUAGUGUGAUUGUGAAUAUUCAUGUGGUUGUGGGGAAAAACAAAAUGGACGAUUAACCAAGUGGAUUCAUCACACUGGGACAAGUCUCUCACACACUAAACAUAACCCUUUCAUCCACACCAAUGUGGAUACUAUUAUGUUUUUGUUUUU
Messenger RNA from Acanthopagrus latus (yellowfin seabream), 3757 nucleotides. It is a transcript of the gene ccdc125, whose product is annotated as coiled-coil domain containing 125. The record is from RefSeq and is a predicted model, not a curated record. Gene Ontology annotation, cellular component: cytoplasm. NCBI's taxonomy places the organism in Eukaryota, Metazoa, Chordata, Actinopteri, Spariformes, Sparidae. The transcript has 12 exons. Gene Ontology annotation, biological process: negative regulation of Rho protein signal transduction; negative regulation of cell motility. Bases 715 to 2214 code for a protein of 499 amino acids.